Balaenoptera ricei (Rice's whale) is the source of this 674-nucleotide messenger RNA. RefSeq names its product liver carboxylesterase 1-like. Gene Ontology annotation, cellular component: endoplasmic reticulum; lipid droplet. Gene Ontology annotation, molecular function: carboxylic ester hydrolase activity. The transcript has 4 exons. NCBI's taxonomy places the organism in Eukaryota, Metazoa, Chordata, Mammalia, Artiodactyla, Balaenopteridae. The record is from RefSeq and is a predicted model, not a curated record. The coding region runs from base 168 to 569 and encodes 133 amino acids. Gene Ontology annotation, biological process: lipid catabolic process.
UCCUAUUUUGGUUUCCACCAGGAGUGACUCCAAGGAAAGGAUCCAAAUACAAAUAUUUUAUUUGGGGGAUGAUCCCAGAAAACACCAGUAGAGGAGUGGAGAAGUGACAUGAAUGGAGAGGAAGCCAGUCCACCCUGCACUGUCAAGAAAGCAUCCACUGUGGACACAUGGACCUGAUGCCGGAGGGAGGCCCCACUUACAUGUAUGAGUUUCAGUAUCGCCCAAGCUUCUCAUCAGCCAUGAAACCCAAGAUGGUGAUAGGGGACCACAGGGAUGAGCUCUUCUCAGUCUUCGGGGCUCCAUUUUUGAAAGAUGGUGCCUCAGAAGAGGAGACCGAUCUCAGCAAGAUGGUGAUGAAAUUUUGGGCCAACUUUGCUCGGAACGGGAAUCCCAACGGGGACGGGCUUCCCCAUUGGCCAGUAUAUGACCAGAAAGAAGGGUACCUUCAGAUUGGCAUCACCACCCAGGCAGCCGAGAAGCUGAAAGACAAGGAAGUGGCUUUCUGGAACGAGCUCCUGCCCAAGGAGGCGACAAAGCAGCCACCCCAGUUAAAACAUGCUGAGCUGUGAACGGGAGGCUCAGCUGGCCUUGGGGGCUUGUGGGACCCCAGACAGGGGUAUUCAGUAGAAGGUGUUUGUGGGCCAAAGAGGCAUCUUAUUGUGGAGGCUGGGAAA